AUGGAGGAUACAGCAGAAAAUAUUAUUAAGGAAUUAAUUGGCCUAGGGAUGCUUGAAGAACGUUAUGUCUUUUACAGUAAAGUAAAAGUUCCUAAAUUAUAUGAAAACUCAUGCCUUGUUGAAGUUGAGGAGCAAGAUUUCAUUUCUAAAGUUGCCAAUUCGCUGACCCAUGCAUUUAUUAAAAAUGAUGGACAAGAACUGCCUCCUAACUUCAACCGCUUUCAAAUUCAAUCCUUGUUUACCUCAGUAGAUUACUGUGAUGGUCAUAUUGGACCAUUGUCUCAGGUGUUUUGGCAAACUGUGUGGGUUGCAGUUUUUGUUGGUAAUCUUCAAAAACUACAAACUUUGGAAGUACAUGAUUGUUCAAAGCAAUUCGAACUCCCUGUAGAAAUUCUGAAUAUCAAACAGCUUCGGCACCUUUUAUUGUGCGAUACGCUCAGAUAUAAAGGUGGAAUUAGAGUUCCAAUGGGGAUUGGAACAUUGGAUGUGUCUGAGGAUCAUGUCGGUGAGCUAUUUGCAUCCAGCAUAAAACUAGAAAACCUUGUUUCCCUGUCUUUAAAUGCAGAACAAGCCGGCGAGGGCACACUUCUGCCUGAAUUGGAACCAUUUUCUCCUCCACCUCAUCUUCAAGAGCUUGUUUUACGUGGGGGUCUAGUUGAAAUGCUCAAUUGGCUUCCCUCCAUUGAAAACCUAACCAGUCUAGCGCAAUGUCAUUCUAAUAUCUUGGAGAAUCCGUCUUCAGUUCUUCAGUUUCUUCCCAAAUUAAAACAUCUUAGACUUUGGGAAGCCUAUAAGGCAAAGCUCAUUGGGAAAGAGUUUUGCGAAUCAGGUGGAUUUCCGAAGCUGGAAACUUUGAUAAUUGCUUCAGGUGAUUUAGUGGAGUGGAUUGAGAUUGUAAAUGGGGCUUUUCCAAGUUUGAGAAAUCUUCAAUUUUGGAAUUGUCUUAAUUUGAGGUUUCUGCCUGAGGGCUUACAGAACAUUUCUACGAUUCAAGAGUUGUUUUUAACUCACUUACGUGGAGACCUAGAAAGGAGAUUGAGUGGUGAAGAAAAUUACAAGAUCAAGCAUAUUUCAAAAUUUUAUUGGGACAUGCCAAUUUCCUGA
Messenger RNA from Hevea brasiliensis (rubber tree), 1104 nucleotides. RefSeq names its product disease resistance protein RPM1. The coding region runs from base 1 to 1104 and encodes 367 amino acids. Gene Ontology annotation, biological process: protein folding. The record is from RefSeq and is a predicted model, not a curated record. NCBI's taxonomy places the organism in Eukaryota, Viridiplantae, Streptophyta, Magnoliopsida, Malpighiales, Euphorbiaceae. Gene Ontology annotation, molecular function: alpha-tubulin binding. The transcript has 3 exons.